GCCUCUAAAGCAGUAGUUUGUCAUAGCCAUGGUUUAAAGUGACCAUAGAGCCAUCCCACGUCUCAGUGUGCAGCUUGUCUUUAUGCUGGAAACAGGAAUCGGGUUGGUAGUGAAUCAUCUGAGAAAUGGCCACACGCCUCAGAUCGGGUGGUAAGAAAUGUGUGGUGAUCGGUGGGUCAGGAUUCUUGGGCCAGCACAUGGUGGAGCAGCUCCUGGAGAAGGGUUACACCGUCAACGUGUUUGACAUCCAGAAGAGAUUCGACAACGACAGAGUGCAGUUCUUCCUGGGAGACCUUUGUGACAAGGAGGCUUUGCUGCCAGCUUUACAAGGUGUGUCAGUGGCAUUUCACUGCGCGUCGCCAGCACCUUCAAGUGACAACAGGGAACUGUUUUAUAAGGUGAAUUUUAUAGGAACCAAAGCAGUCAUUGAAGCCUGCAAAGAAGCUGGAGUGCAGAAACUGGUGUUAACCAGCAGUGCCAGUGUCGUUUUUGAGGGCACAGACAUAAAAAAUGGAUCAGAAGACCUCCCUUAUGCAAAAAAACCUAUCGACUAUUACACAGAGACGAAGAUCCUCCAGGAGAAGGAAGUGCUCAGUGCAAAUGACCCAGGCAACAAUUUCUUCACUACUGCCAUCCGUCCCCAUGGAAUAUUUGGUCCUAGAGACCCCCAGCUGGUUCCCAUCCUCAUCCAGGCAGCCAAGAGCGGCAAAAUGAAGUUCAUAAUUGGGGAUGGAAAGAACCUGGUGGACUUCACCUACGUGGAAAAUGUGGUGCACGGCCACAUCUUGGCUGCAGAACAGCUUCGGGAGGGCUCUCCCCUGUGUGGGAAGGCAUUUCAUAUCACAAAUGACGAACCAAUUCCUUUCUGGGCUUUCAUGUCCCGUAUUUUGACUGGCUUGAACUACGACCCUCCCAAGUACCACAUUCCCUAUUGGCUGGCCUAUUACCUGGCCCUGUUCCUCUCCCUGCUGCUGUGGCUGCUGAGUCCCCUGCUCACCAUCAAGCCCACCUUCACCCCCAUGCGGGUGGCGUUAGCGGGAACGUUUCACUACUACAGCUGUGAGCGAGCCAAAAGAGACAUGGGCUACAGGCCAGUGGUGAGCUUGGAUGAAGCCAUAGCCAGGACUCUGCAGAGCUACCCCCACCUCCGCCGGGCCAAGGCCUGAGAAGUCCUAGAUGGAUUUUUUUUUUCUACUUGAUUUCCGUAAUUUCUUUGAUCUCUUAACGUGAACACUGAAGCAAAUUUCACUCACUCUCUGGAACAGGGAGUUUUCCCGAAGUCCCUCCUCCUCCUCACCAUUAUCGAGACAGUUUUAUCUGGGUUGAAAAUAAACUCCUGUAGGAGCUGCGCUCACAGUUCUUCUCUUUGAUGUGACUUCUUGUUUUGAAACAGCUGCUGAACCCUGUGGACUCUGAAUAAACACCCUGUUGUGCCCUCCUCAGCCCCAGCCCAGCACAUCAACAUUCCUUCAUCUCUCUCCACCCUGCUCCUCUGUUUUGUUGCUCGGGUGGUAACAGCCGCCUCUUCUCCUGGCUGCAGACUGGUUAAUGAGUACUUCUCCUGGCUGUGGUUUGGCUUUUUUUCUAUACAAGAGCCGUGAAGGAGAGGCUCGUGCCAAAAAGGAGUUCUGCCACCACCUCUUAAAUCAUCGAAGCUGAUUUUGUUAUUGCCUCCAUGAUUGGUGGGUGAUUUGACUUCUUCAUCAGGGGGAAAUGUGAGAAAAGGCUUGUCAGGCCUCUCUUUGUAAGGAAGCACCUGCCUUUCUUUUUGCAGGAGCCUGUUUCCAUUAAAAAAUAACCCAAAUAAAUCAAGAAGAGAUGA
Molecule: messenger RNA, 1822 nt
Organism: Calidris pugnax (ruff)
Lineage: Eukaryota; Metazoa; Chordata; Aves; Charadriiformes; Scolopacidae
Gene: NSDHL
Product: NAD(P) dependent steroid dehydrogenase-like
Exons: 8
Coding region: 126-1166 (346 amino acids)
Biological process (GO): steroid biosynthetic process
Molecular function (GO): 3-beta-hydroxy-Delta5-steroid dehydrogenase (NAD+) activity
Source: RefSeq, a predicted model, not a curated record